This is a messenger RNA of Danaus chrysippus (African queen), 1440 nucleotides long. The record is from the annotation of a GenBank genome assembly. Lineage: Eukaryota; Metazoa; Arthropoda; Insecta; Lepidoptera; Nymphalidae.
UUGGGUAACCAGGUGGAGGUGGACCCUGAAGACAUAACGGUCACCUUCGAUGAUGUCAAAGGAGCUGACGAGGCCAAGCAGGAACUCAAGGAUGUGGUGGAAUUCCUGAAAUCUCCUGAGAAGUUUUCAUCAUUGGGCGGCAAGUUGCCCAAAGGUGUUUUAUUAGUGGGUCCGCCGGGUACAGGCAAGACGUUGUUAGCUCGAGCUGUGGCUGGUGAGGCGAGGGUGCCGUUCUUUCAUGCAGCAGGACCAGAAUUCGAUGAAAUCCUCGUUGGACAAGGAGCUAGGCGUGUCAGGGAUCUAUUUAAGGCGGCCAAGGAGAGAGCACCCUGUGUUAUAUUCAUUGAUGAGAUAGACUCAGUGGGCGCCAAACGUACCAACAGUGUGUUACAUCCGUACGCCAACCAGACAAUAAACCAGCUAUUAUCAGAAAUGGAUGGAUUUCAUCAGAACGAGGGUGUGAUAGUACUAGGAGCUACCAACAGGAGAGACGACCUGGACCAGGCGCUGCUGAGACCCGGGAGAUUUGAUGUGGAGGUGUCAGUUCCAACUCCAGACUACGGCGGUCGUCUGGAGAUUCUCCGGAUGUACGUGUCUCGUGUGGCGGCCGCGCCCGGCCUCGACGUAGAGGCUCUAGCGCGAGGAACUACAGGCUUCACGGGCGCUGACCUAGAGAGUAUGGUCAACCAAGCCGCGCUAAAGGCAGCCAUCGAGGGCGCUAAGACGGUGAGCAUGUAUCACCUAGAGGAGGCUCGUGACAAGGUGCUGAUGGGCCCGGCGAGGAGGGCGCGCCUGCCUGAUGAUGAAGCGAACGCUAUCACCGCCUGCCACGAGGGGGGGCAUGCGGUCGUUGCGUACUACACUAAGGAUUCUCACCCUCUCCACAAGGUCACUAUAAUCCCACGCGGACCUUCCCUGGGACACACAGCCUACAUACCCGCCAAAGAAAGAUACCACGUGACCAAACAACAACUCCUGGCUAUGAUGGACACCAUGAUGGGAGGGCGGGCGGCCGAGGAGCUCGUCUACGGGCCGGAUAAGAUUACAUCGGGUGCAUCGUCGGAUUUGAAGCAAGCUACAUCCAUAGCAUGUCACAUGGUCCGCGAGUGGGGCAUGAGUGAGAAGGUUGGUCUGAGGAGUGUGGACACUGGCAAGACGCUACAGCAAGAACAGUUGGGGCCCUACACCAACGAACUGGUUGAUGCUGAAAUAAAGAAAAUUCUAUCAGAGAGUUACGAGAGAGCUAAGGCUAUACUGAGGACACACGCUAAAGAACAUAAGGCUCUGUCGGAGGCUUUGUUGAAAUACGAGACUCUAGACGCUGACGACAUCAAAGCGAUCAUGUCCGGAGACAAGGUGAAGAUGGACCGAGGGAGGAGCAGCAACACUAAUAAAGAACCCUCGCCCGCCACGCUACUGCCGCACACCAUGCCCGCAUAG